Molecule: messenger RNA, 3904 nt
Organism: Mytilus trossulus (common blue mussel)
Lineage: Eukaryota; Metazoa; Mollusca; Bivalvia; Mytilida; Mytilidae
Product: cholesterol 24-hydroxylase-like
Exons: 15
Coding region: 122-1627 (501 amino acids)
Biological process (GO): cholesterol catabolic process
Molecular function (GO): heme binding; cholesterol 24-hydroxylase activity; iron ion binding
Source: RefSeq, a predicted model, not a curated record
UGUAGUUCCGGGUUUGAUUUGUUUUUGUUUUGAUUACAUUGAACUCUUUCAAAUCAGUGACAUUUGCCAAUAACACGUACUGUCCAAGCUUUAUUACUAGUUCUUAAACAAGGUCCAACUUAUGAUGGCUUUUUCAUGGCUGUUUAUUUCUGGAUGUGUAAUAGCAGUACCUGUGUGUGCUUUAACUGCUGCAUCAAUAUAUCUCAUCUCUGUCAGGAGAAAGUACAGUCAUAUUCCAGGGCCACCAAGAGAUAGUUUUUUUCUAGGUCAUAUUCCUACUUUCCAGAAAUAUUUAAAACAAGGAAAGUUCUUCAGUGAAAUGGCAAUUGAAUUCAUCAGAAAAUAUGGUCAUGUAGUAAAAAUAGAAUUGGCAGAAAGAAUUAUAGUCAUAACAGCUGAUCCUCAGUCAAUCAGAGAGUUAAUGAUAACAGGGAACCAUACUAAGUCAAAGGCUGCUUAUGAAAAAUUAGGCUUUUUAUUUGGUGAAAGAUUUAUAGGUAAAGGACUGGUAGUGGAAACGGAUCAAAAAGUCUGGGUUUGGAGGAGAGCAUUGAUGAAUCCUUGUUUUCAGAAAAGUUACAUAAAAGGGCUUGAAUCAGCUUUUAAUACAGAAAUCGAUCUUCUUAUAAAUAAACUUGCUGGAUUAGCAGACGGCAAAACUCAAGUUUCCAUGUUGGAAGAGUUUAAUCAUCUUACUCUGGAUGUCAUAGGGAAGAUUGGCUUUGGCAUGCAGAUGAACAAUGUUGAAAACAGAACAGAACCAUCAGAAUAUACAAAAGCUAUCAAACUAGCACUAGGGGGAGUGUCUGCAUUUGUACGAGAUCCAUUCAUGAAGUUCAAAUAUUCCAAAUGGAAAUAUCUAGCAGAUGUGAAGAAAGCAAUGAGAACAUUGAGAGUGUUAUCUAAGCAGAGUUUUGAUGAAAGAAAGAAACAAAUAGAAAGAGGCGACUACACUCCAGAUGACAUACUAAAUUUUCUUGUUAAAAUGAAAUUAGAGAAUCCUGAGUUAGAUGGAGAAGUUAUCCUGGAUGAUAUCACUACAUUUUUCCUGGCAGGACAAGAAACCUCGGCUAACUUAUUAAGCUUUGCCUUGAUCUGUCUCUGGCAAAAUAAAGAUGUACUUGAAAGAUUGAAAGCUGAGGUUUCUGAUGUAGUUGGAGAAAAGCAUUACAUUAGUGUUGAAGAUACAAACAAAAUGGAGUAUUUAGAUAUGGUUAUAAAAGAAACUCUGAGACUUUAUCCUCCAGCACCGAAUACCUUUAGAGAAAAUAAAACUGACAUAGAAAUACUGGGGUACAAAAUACCUGCUGGAACAGGUAUAAUGAUUAGUACCUUUGUUAGUUCAAGGCUGGAGGAAUUCUUUCCAGAUCCUUUAAAGUUUGAUCCUGAACGAUUCAAUCCUGCUGAGAACAGAAUCCCAUCAUACACUUACUUUCCAUUUACUCUGGGCCCAAGGACUUGUAUUGGAAAAGAUUUUGGUGUGAUUGAGGCAAAGAUGAUAUUGUCAAAGAUAGUGCAGAGAUUUGACUUUGAGAUGGAUCCAAAUCAGUCAUUUGACAUAGAAGAAUCAGCCACAUUGAAACCUAAAGGUGGAGCUUUUUGUUCGUUUACCUUAUGUGACAGUUAGAAGAUUUUUUGUCUGUUGAACAAAAACACAUAUGAACAGAAAGCUUGUUCAAACUUUACGGUAGCAUAAUAUAUUUUAUGGUAAAAACGCUUCAUCCGUGCAAAUUAGUUUUAGUUACUCAUAUUUGACACUUAGAAAGUGAUUAAAUUUUGUUUACUAAAUUUAAGGAUAAAAGCAAAACAAUUUCAAAACAAAAUCACAAAAUGUUGACCAUUUGAUUAUACACUUUUGGGUUUUAUUUUGAGAUGUUUGUAUGAAUACAAAAGAUAUAUAGUGUUUUGUUUAAAAAAUAAUUUUUAAAAAAAGUUAUCAAAUUCUAUUAAAUUAAUGUAAAAUUUAUUGAACCCCUUUAGAACAAAAUUAUAUAGGAUGUUUUCUAAAAAUAUGUAUUUUUAAAUAUAUAAUUAUUAUAGUGAGAAGUUAAUGUAAUUAGAUCAAAUCAAGUCAUUAUUCAUGUACUACCAUGCUAGCUAUAUCAUGAAUAUCUGUUAAGGUUUGGCUUUUGUUUUAUAAUAAACUAAUUUGAAAGAGAUUAUAAGAUUGCUGUGAUAGAAAAGUAAGAAAGAUUUUUAUCACAUGUAUAUAAUAGUUCAUGUCUGUUUUUUAACUAUUUUAUUAUAAAUAUUUUUGCAGUGACUUUUUUAAAGCUUUAUGGCAGAUUUUAAGUUUAAACUACUGUUAAUACCAUACUGAUUAUUAAGAGACUGAUAACUUUCAUUUAAGGUGGAUCAGGACUAAUCAACUGUACAUAAUUUCAUGCAUGAAUUACAAUGCACACAAAAAGUAUUUGUCGUAAUUUGAUAUUAUUUUUUUAAACAUUUUGAUUGAUUAGAAAUAAUUUUUUGUCCAGCCUGCAACUUUUGUUGCAGAAAGCUCGACAAAGGGAUAGUGAUCCGGCGGCGACGGCUCACUUAUUAAAAGCUUUAUAUUUUAGAAGGUAGAAGACCUGGAUGCUUCAUACUUUGUAUAUAGAUGCCUCAUGUUAUGAACUUUCCGUCAGUCACAUGUCCAAUGUCCUUGACCUCAUUUCCAUGGUUCAGUGACUACUUGAAAAAAAAGUUAAGAUUUUUUGUAAUGUUAAAUUCUCUCUUAUUAUAAGUAAUUUGAUAACUAUAUUUGGUAUGUGCGUACCUUGCAAGGUUCUCAUGCCUGUCAGACAGUUUUCACUUGACCUCAACCUUAUUUCAUGGAUCAGUGAACAAGGUUAAGUUUUCGUGGUCAAGUCCAUAUCUCAGAUACUUUAAGCAAUAGGUCUAGUACAUUUGGUGUAUGGAAGGACUGUAAGGUGUACAUGUCCAACUGGCAGGUGUCAUCUGACCUUGACCUCAUUUUCAUGGUUCAGUGGUUAUAGUUAAGUUUUUGUGUUUUGGUCUGUUUUUCUUAUACUAUAUGCAAUAGGUCUACUAUAAUUGGUGUAUGGAAUGAUUGUAAGUUGUACAUGUCUAGCUGAUAGGUGUCAUCUGACCUUGACCUCAUUUUCAUGGUUCAGUGGUUAUAGUUAAGUUUUUGUGUUUUGUUCUGUUUUUCUUAUACUAUAUGCAAUAGGUCUACUAUAAUUGGUGUAUGGAAUGAUUGUAAGGUGUACAUGUCUAGCUGACAGGUGUCAUCUGACCUUGACCUAAUUUUUAAUGUUCAGUGGUCAAAGUUAAAUUUUUUAGUUUUGGUCUAUUUUUCUAAAACUUUAUGCAUUAGGUCAACUAUAUUUGGUGUAUGGACAUAUUUUAUGAUCUUUAUGUUGGUUACGCUGGUUUUAUUUGACUUUGACCUCAUUUUCACGGUCUCUUGCUAAGUUUUAAGUGUUUGUAUGUUUUGGUCUGUUUAUUUAUUUAUAAGCAAUAAGUCAACUAUAUUUGUUGUAUUGAAGAAUUGUUAGCUGUACAUGUUUGCCUGGCAUGGUUCAUCUGACCUUGACCUCAUUUUAAUGGUUGAUUGAUCAAUGUUUCAAAGUUUCCAUUUCUUGAUUAAUGUUGAGUUUAUGUGACAAUUGUAAUAAAGCUUUAUAUUUAGGUCUAUCAAGAUAGUAUCAAGGAUUAGUAAAGAAGGCGAGACAUUUCAGUGUGUGCACUCUUGUUUUCCUUAUCAGUAACCUAUGUUUUUUAUUUGCUAAUUUUUUGAAGCUAUAUUACAGUUUUGGACCAAGUGUCAUAGAACGUUUUUUUGAUAUUCCGAUAAAAAUAUGUCAACACCUCUAUUUUCCCUAUCAUUACAUUGAAAAAUGGUCCCUUUUACAUACAUGUUUAAACGUAAUAUUUUGAGCUUAAUUGGUCCAUGACAUCC